Strongyloides ratti is the source of this 2253-nucleotide messenger RNA. RefSeq names its product Prolyl endopeptidase. The record is from RefSeq and is a predicted model, not a curated record. Gene Ontology annotation, biological process: proteolysis. Gene Ontology annotation, cellular component: cytosol. Gene Ontology annotation, molecular function: oligopeptidase activity; serine-type endopeptidase activity. Lineage: Eukaryota; Metazoa; Nematoda; Chromadorea; Rhabditida; Strongyloididae. The transcript has 3 exons. Bases 1 to 2253 code for a protein of 750 amino acids.
AUGUCAAGAAAAAAAUUUAUUUAUCUUGUAAACUUAUUUUUAAUAUUAACUAUUAAUCUAAUAUCUGGUUAUUACAAUUUUGGAAGUAAUCAAAAUUCUAAAAAUAGUUAUAUUAAUGUAAAUUAUUAUCCAGAAUGUAAAAAAAAUUUUACUUAUACUAAUAGACAAAAAAAUAAAUGUGAUAUAUCCGAUUUGUAUAGAUAUUUAGAAGAUAGUGAUAGACCAGAAUCUAAUCGUUUUAUCUCAGGGCUUAAUAACAUGUAUUUCAACUUUAUGAAUAGAUCGGAAUUUAUCAAACCAAUUAGAAACAUAUUAGAUAGUUAUAAAGUUUAUACUAAUAGAUAUUAUUUUGACUUUGAUGACUAUGAUUAUAGAUCAAUUAUAAGAAGAGAAGUAAAUGGUUUGCCAGAUUCAGAAGUUUUUAUAGAUUUAAAUAAUUAUAAUAAAAAUGGAGAAUUUUAUAUUGAAGAUUUUGAAAUAAGCUAUUCAUUAAAAAUUAUGGCAUAUAAAAUUAAUUUAUAUACUGGAUUUUGGAAAAUAAAAUUUAAAUAUUUGAAUGGAAAAGAUUUAAAAGAUGAAUUGUUUAUUAAUUCAAAAACAGAUUAUGCUUUUGUUUUAAAUGACGCAGGUUUUAUUUAUUCUAAUUACCCAACAAAACUUACUUCAAAUGGAGAAAAAGAAAUGGAUUUCAGUAGUCAAAUAUUAUUUUAUCAUAAAUUUGGAACAAGUCAAUCUGUUGAUAAACAAAUAUUUCUAACUAAGUUUUCAGAAGAAACCACUAUGACGGCAAAAUUAUCAGAUGCUGGAAAUUUGUUACUUAUAAAAAUACAAAUGAAUUUAAAUGAUACAACUGCUUAUUAUUUUUCUGAUCUUACAAAUGUACGUGAUAUUACGCAUGAUAUAAUACCUAAUCAUCUGAUUGGUAAAUUUGAUGCAAACUAUGAAUAUUGUUUUACUAUUGGAGAUAUUGCGGUAUUUUUCGUAAAAAAAUCUGGUAUGAGAAGUCGUGUUGUUGUAACAAGUAUUCAAAGUUCAGAGAAUACUGUUGAUACUGCUGAAAUAAUUUUAGAGGAAGAAGAAGGUUUAAAAAUUAAAAAUGUUUAUUCUGUUGGAAAAGAUUUUUUCGUAAUAAUUGUUGUCAAAAAUUUACACAAUUAUUUGAAACUUUAUAAUAAAAAAGCUUUAACGUUAGUAAAAGAUAUAUAUGUUGGUCCAGGAGUCAUUGUACAGGCACAAUCACAUAUAAGUCAUUCUACUCUUUUCUUUUCAUAUAAUAAUAUAAUUAUAGAAAAUGCUAUAUAUUCAAUUGAUUUUGAAAAUGUUUUAAAUGAUGGAGUAGAUGCAAUAUUUAAAGGAACGUGGUUUGAAGCUGGAUUUUAUGAAUUUUCAAUUUUUGACUUUAUUAUAAAAACAGAAUACUAUAAAAGUAAAGAUGGUAAGAAAAUACCUAUGAUAAUGUUCCAUAAAAAAGAUUUAAAAAAAAAUCAACAAAAUCCUGUAAUUGUAGAAGCUUAUGGUGAUUUAAGUGCUGCAUGGCAUCCUCAAAAAUCAUUGGCUAAAAUAUUUUUUGCUAAUGAAUUUGGUGGUAUUUGGUGUAUUCCUGGUAUAAGAGGUAUAGAAGGUUUAGGUAAAAAGUGGACUUCAGACGGAAAAGAACUAAAAAGAAAAAAAAGUUUUGAUGAUUUUAUUUAUGCUAUAAAACAUUUAAUAAAAAAAAAGUAUACUAAAUCAAGUAAAAUUGCUAUAUAUGGUGAGGGUGAAGGCGGUCUUUUGACAACUGUUGUUUCACAACGAGAACCAAAGCUUAUUGGUGCUGUUGUAACAAAAUCACCAUUAUUAGAUACAAUGAGAUAUGACAAAUUAACUAGAUAUAAUUAUAUACUCGAAGACGGGUAUGGUAAUUUAAAUAAAAAAAAAGAUUUUGUUAAUUUAUAUUCAUUUUCACCUUACCAUCAAAUGGAUAAAUAUAAGACAUUUAAAAAAGAAUGGCCAAGUACUUUAAUAAUUCAUCCUUUUGAAGAACCUACUUUUAUGGUUGCACAUACAACAAAAUAUUUAGCUAAAUUGUAUCCACUUUUAAAAAAAAAUUCAAAAUUACGUUUUGCUAAUCCAAUGAUUGCAUACAUCAUAAAAGAAGAUGAUGAUGAAGAUAUAGAAGAUUAUGAUAAAAAAAUAGCUGAAUCAAAAAUGGAUGAAUUACAUCGUAUACUUGUUUUCAUUCAACUAGUAUUAGAUUUAAAGUUUGAAAAAUAA